UAGUAGCCAUUUUCCUGAAGACCAGAUUCACUAAAGCGUUAUUCCUUUGUCUCAGAGAAAAUGGCCCCUCUGAGCGGGACAGAGCAGUUACGCUGUGACUAGGCGGGUAUUAUACAACAGAUACGGAGGAGCGUACACUAUCCAGCAGCAACAGCAGCGAGAGACGAACUUGGUUCUGUGGUCACUUCCCAGCACAACAACUCGGCCUCCGUAACCAGGGACAGUCGCCAAAGAGGGUAGCCUGUGUGCGGCCAGGAGAGUGGGGAUGGCGGGCUAUCACUACGGCCAGGGAUAUCCUGGCUCUGCAGGACAGACACCUGGUGCUCCUCCGGGGGGCUAUUAUGCUGGACAGCAAUAUGGAGGAGGUGGUAAUCCUGGUCAGCCUGCCUAUGGUGGCCCUGCACCAGGAGCACCAUAUGGACAGCCAUCAUCGGGUAGUGGCUAUGGGCAACCCAUGCCAGGUGGUACUGCACCAGGUGGUCCAGGUGGGAGCUAUGGAGGCCAUGCUCCAGGUGGCCCUUACCAGGCACCAGGAUCCAACCCUUAUUGGGGUCAACAACAAAGCCAGUAUGGACAAAGAGUUCCUUCUGGCAGUAUGCCACCUGGCGUAGAUCCAGAAGCUUUCUCUUGGUUCCAGACAGUUGACACAGACAGAAGUGGUUACAUAACCUUAAAAGAGCUCAAACAAGCACUGGUCAAUUCCAACUGGUCGACAUUUAAUGAUGAAACAUGUAUAAUGAUGAUGAAUAUGUUUGACAAAAGUUAUUCUGGCCGGAUCGAUCUUCCUGGGUUUUCUGGUCUGUGGUCAUAUAUUCAGCAGUGGAGGAACCUGUUCCAGCAAUAUGACCGGGAUAGGUCUGGCAGUAUUAGUCAUGCAGAAUUGUACCAAGCUCUCUUACAGAUGGGAUACAAGCUCAGCCCACAGUUUGUGCAGCACAUAAUGUCCCUGUAUGCUCCACGGUCUAAUAACCCAACUUUGCAGCUCGACCACUUUAUACAGAUUUGUACCAAACUCCAGAGUAUGACUGAAGCAUUUCGGGAUAAGGAUACAGAGCGAUCAGGCAAUGCUAAACUCAGCUAUGACGAUUUCCUCUCCAUGGCUGUGGGACGUCUUCUAUAACGGCAUCGGACUCGGCACAUCUUUCACACCUCAUAUUCCUGUUCUGGCCCCCUGUGUUCAAGACUAAGGAGGUGCUGCUACAAUUGUUAUACACACAAACUUUUAAGUUACAUUCGUCGGAUUAAUCGGACUAUUCCUACAUCCGGGCAUAAUAAAUGCCAGCCUUUCUUCCUAACACCACCUUUACGUCAAAUGUACUAUGGUACUAAAUACUUUUUUUUUUUUUUUUUUUGAGUUUAUUUUGAGGUAUUUUACAAAUAUGUAUCACUCAGUUGCCAUGUAUCCGUUACCCACUAGAGGGAGACAUAGUUCACAUAAUGUAGUCAUUGAAAAAAGUCUACAUUCUUUUAUGGCUCACAGGGAAAUGUAUGCUUUGGGGUUUUCUUUAUUUUUUGGGGGGAGGGUUAAUUUUAUUCUUGCCAUUUGACUUCCAUACACAUUAUAAUAUUCUCAGAACAUAGAUACUAUACAGAACAUUGAGCUAGCUGUUCUUUUAUUUGAACUGUACAAAUACAUCCUUUUUUAGAUAAUAAAUUCAAAUAUAAAAUGAGUGAAAAAAUAUUACAUUGUUCAGUAAUGACAUACAUUUAAUCUAGUACACAAGACAUGUUAUUCCAUUUAGCAUGUUGGUAAAAUUCAAAAUACAUAUCUAAAAGUACUUGUAAAAAGUUUCUGUUAAAGCUAAUUUAGAUAAAGUCGGAAUCCUAAUGGAGUGUAUACCACCUAUCCUAGAGUAGAAGAAGAUAAAUUGUCUAUACAGACCUAACAUUGGGGAAGGAUGAAAUAUGAUUACUAUCAUAUGAUAGUGAUAGCAAAUAUACUUAUAGCUGUAACAGAGAGGUGCACCCAGGAAUGGAACUUGCAAGUAUCCGAGAGAGAAAAGAAAAAAGUUCCUAUAAUGGGCACUCACGGACUGAUACAGUACAAUAAUAAUUUAAGUCUGUUGCAUUAAUAUUCAAGUGACCCAUAUACACCAUUAUUAAAUAUCUUUCAAAUAAGCCAGCAAAAUAAUAAAAUGAUAGUGUGCAAAAUAGUGAACCAAGUGUAAGUGAAUUAAAGUCCGUCUCCACUGUAAAUUGUCUGUUUUUAUUCAAUAUCAUAAUUUGACAAUGCCCAAUUUAGGAAUACUUAUGUCAUGUUCUCUUGGAUACCAGCUAUCCUGUAAGAUGAAACGGACAUUCAUAUUGACAGUUGCUUCCAUGUGACUUGCUAUAAGGCCCUGUUCAAACCCCUCAAGUUUUGUUACAUCACUUAUGAAAUCACUUCCAGGUAUAUUAAUGGAUGAUAGAAGAUGCUUUUUCAUAUUGGCUCAUCGUGUUUUGUGAAGUAGGGUCCCAUCAGGUCAGCAGGGUUUUAGAUUGCCCAGGGCUAUGGAAAGCCUCUUUGUAUUUCUUUCUUUAACAUAAAAGAAACCCUUAUAUUCCUAAAUUACAUAAAAUCUGUAUUCCAGUUUCAGUUUACAGGUCUCAUUCCAGCUUUAUUUGCACGCACCUGACCAGUUUAUGUGAGGUGGAGAGAGGCAUAUGAUGUAGCCGUUCCCUGCUCUAUUACUUGUUUUAUAGCUACACUCUGCACAAUUAUUAGAAACAUUCGCCAUAAUUUGAAUCUGCCAAAACUUUGUAAAAAAAAUAAAAAAAUUAAAAAAAAUCCAUUCCAUUAUAAGAAAUUGUAAAUUGCCUAGGAAAUAAACAUGUUGUUAAGGAAA
Messenger RNA from Pseudophryne corroboree (corroboree frog), 2825 nucleotides. It is a transcript of the gene PEF1, whose product is annotated as penta-EF-hand domain containing 1. The transcript has 5 exons. The record is from RefSeq and is a predicted model, not a curated record. Gene Ontology annotation, biological process: COPII vesicle coat assembly. Gene Ontology annotation, molecular function: calcium ion binding. NCBI's taxonomy places the organism in Eukaryota, Metazoa, Chordata, Amphibia, Anura, Myobatrachidae. Bases 266 to 1120 code for a protein of 284 amino acids.